This is a messenger RNA of Etheostoma spectabile (orangethroat darter), 2276 nucleotides long. RefSeq names its product growth arrest and DNA-damage-inducible, gamma interacting protein 1 (gene gadd45gip1). The coding region runs from base 37 to 729 and encodes 230 amino acids. Gene Ontology annotation, cellular component: mitochondrion; nucleus. The record is from RefSeq and is a predicted model, not a curated record. The transcript is spliced from 2 exons. NCBI's taxonomy places the organism in Eukaryota, Metazoa, Chordata, Actinopteri, Perciformes, Percidae.
UUUUUUACUCCGGGUCCUUUUUGUGGACGAACAAAGAUGGCGGCGUCCAUGUUGUGCAAAAGGACGGCAAUGUUAUGUAGGACUUUAAAGGGACUUUCAUGUUCGAAAACUGUACUUUCUGCAAACUCUCAAAGUGGGUUUCUGUUACAGGCGGCGUCCUAUAACCCCAGACCUUUGAAGCUGAACCUCCAUGAGCCCUACGUCCCAGACAAGGACAGCGAGAAGACGCCGGAGUGGCAGAAGACGGCCAAGUAUGACAGGAAGCUAUUCGGUCGCUACGGUUCAGCGUCCGGGAUCGACCCUGCCUCGCUGUGGCCCAGCCAUGAGCAACUGGACAAGAUCAUCGCAGAGGAACGGGAGUGGCACCCUCCGUUAGAGGUAAUGCUGAAGAACAUCGAGGCCAGGGAGAAGCAGGAAACCGAGAAACGGCUGGCAAAAGAGAGACUCCUAGCAGCGAACAUGGCCAAAAUGCCCAAGAUGGUAGCAGACUGGCGCAAAGAGAAGCGGGAAACCAAGCAGAAGCUGAAGGAGGAGAAAGCUCGGCGGGCAAAGUUGCUGGCCGAGGCCAGAGAGCGCUUUGGCUACGCAGUGGACCCCCGCAGCCCCAAGUUCUUGGAAAUGGUUGCAGAAAUAGAGAAGGAAGAGAAGAAGAAAAAGAAACUAAUGAAGCGCAGACUGAAAGAGGAGCAGGUGGUGGCCCCUGUCACACCUCCCGCUGCCUCCUCCUAGUCUUAGACUGAGUCAUUUCUGACAUUCACAACUGCUGGGGCUUGGUCUAACUACUGAAGGCGAUGGAAGGUGGGCUGCAUUGUACAACUCACUGGGACAUUCGUAAAAGAGUAUCUGAAUACCAGUUCAGACAUUGUGUUACCUGAUGGCAUCUGUAAUGGCCGAAAUUAAAGAAAAUUCCAUCCAUGUUUUUUGUGUGUAAAAAAAACAAACCUUAAGCGUGUUUUUUUUUCAUUAUGUAUUUAACUGCGCCAAAAGAAAUACUCUGCUGUAUGGAAAUGUUUAUAACCCACCUUUUGUCCUGGGGUCAAAUUUACCCAGUUAUUAAGUUUCAACAUCAAAAACAUUCAUCCAAAUUGCCCAAAUUUUACAUGGAUGCUUCCUGCAAGUUAAAUGAAGGAUCAGUUCACUACUUUAUUGAAUUUUGGGUGUUUUAUUUCCCCUCCCAAAAACUGACAAAUGAUAUAAUUUCAUAUAAGAGGUUUCUUGACCAUGAAUUUGAAAAAAAAGUGUAAAACUAGUGGUAAUACCGUAUACUGAUGGUAGUGUUACAAAAAUGAAGAAAAUGUUUGGGAAAAAAAGCAUCAAAUUGCUAAUUUUCUGUUUUGACCUAGAAGGACAACACAAGGGGUAAGAUUAUUUGUUGGGCCUUUUUAGGACUUAACGGGACAGUUUAAGACUAGAAAGAAGAGAGAAAGGGGGAAUGGCCAGGAAGCAAAGGGCCACGGGUCAGAAUCCAACCUGCGGCCGCUGUGGUACGGACUGACCUCUGUGCAUGGGGCGCACACAACCUGGUAGGCCCAAGAAAUGUAUGUUUCAAACUUAAUUUUGGCAUCAUUAAUGACAAAACAGUGGUAUGUAGAAUUUAUUAAUGCAAAAAUAUUUGUUAAACAUUCUGAAUUUUUUUUGGGAAAGUGCAUGCACUGUUACAAAUGUGCGUAAACACUGACUUUUGAUUAAUUCAACACACCAAGACGGUGUCAGCGAGUUGAGAACCGCUGUAAACGGUUCACCCCUCUAGCCGUGGCGUGAUGGACUCGUGCGCAUUUCCAUUGCAAGCAUGCACAACGAGAACUGAAUGAAUGCAUAGAAUACUGGCUGCAGACUGGGGGGCAUUUCUUCUAGUCAGUUAACCAUUUUCUAAAUUAUCUUAAAAUGCAGUCAUUCCAAAACAGACCAGUAUGCUGAAGUAACGUAAUUAUGUAAAUAAAAAAAUCAGCUAUUUUAAUCAUGUAAACUAAAGUCAUUACUAUACAUUUCAUCAAGUCACAAAAUGUCUGAAAACUGGUUGUGAGGCUUUCAAUCAAUUGGUUCAAAUUUAGUGUUUAUUUUUUCUAUGUAAACCAUGAAAGCAGUCCAUAAUAUCAAGUGUCCGUCAUUUUACAAUGUCGAACUGUUUUAUGAUCUUGGAAGCCAGUCUGGGCAGACUUUUAUAAAACAGCCUUUACCUUCGUCCAAUGUUGUGUUCCUGUAGACAGGGACACAACAAGGUGUACCUGAACACAGUGAUAAAAAAAAACCCAGCAUUCACUUGUUGAAAAUGGAUA